UAAUAAGCUGCAAUAGAGCCUAGGUCCCUUGCCUUUGCAAUGCUAAGCUUGUCUCAAGGGCAAAUCCACGUCGCUGAUUGCUGAAAUAUUUCUCCAACAGGAGAGGAAUCAUACAACAGCUCCAGAGAAAGACGUCUAGCACAUAUUUACUGAGGCUCAAUGAGCUAAAAUCAUCCGUAAGAGACAGCCAAGGGAAGGACGUGCGUUUUUGGACUGGCGGCGACCAGGAAUGGUGGAUCGCUUGCUGGUGGAAGAACAAACGUUCCUGCCUUACAGUUGCACUGUGCCAGCCCACCAUCACUCGGACAUGGUGACAGACGAGGGCGUUUACCACGUGCUGCCCUCUCCGUUUUCUGAGGAUGAGCUGAGUGACUCGUCCAGCUCACGCUCCUGCUCCAGCCCCGAGUCGCACGUGCUCGGCUCCAGUUGCAGCAGCUCUGGCGGCGAGAGCCAAGAUGGCCUCCUGGACUUCUUCCUGUCACAGGCUUCCCUGAGUCAGUCGUCUCCUCCCCAGAGCUCAGCUCCGGCCAUGGUUCCUCCUGUCCUCCCCAUGGGUCUGGCCUGGGAGUCUCGGAGGGAUCGGGCCAUCGCCAAAGAGGAAUGCUUUGAGUUUCCCAUAUUUCCUGGAGACCUGGAGGAGCAUGCAGGGCUGCUGUUUCAGCCUACACUGGAGGAGAUUGAGGAGUUUCUAGAGGAGAAUAUGGAGGUGGUAGCCUUAAAUGAGGAAGUCAGCAAUGGGGCCCUGACUAGUAUGAGUGAACAGGUGUCUUCACCAGAACCACAGACACAAAGCCCAGACCAAACAGUGCCCAUCUCCAGUGUGUCCUGCACAGCUGCCACUGAGCCCGAGGGCAUGCAGGGUUUGCCAAGCCCCUCUGGAGCCACUCACACUGGGCUGAAGAAUGAGGACUCCAGUGGGAAGGCAUCACCGGUGGAGAGCUCAGGGUUGCCAGUUGUCCUGCAGAUCCAGCCCAUUCAGAUCAAACAGGAGCCCAGCGCCAACUCCCCACCCGCCGUGCAGCCGGCGCCGCCCGCUUCUGACAUCAAAAUCGCCCAGCUGCUCGUCAACAUCCAGGGGCAGACGUUCACGCUGGUGCCCCACAUGAUGCCGCCGGCUAGCCUCAGCAGCCCCUCCUCCAAGUUUGUCCGGAUCGCUCCUGUGCCAAUCGCGGCCAAGCCUGCCGUGCUCGGAGAGAACGCAUCUGGCAGCCUGCAGGGAGGAGGCCUCUUGGUUGGAGGUCAGAAAUUCCAGAAAAGUUCCGUAGCUGAUCUCAUUAAAAUGCACAAGUGCACUUUUCCGGGAUGUACCAAGAUGUACACCAAGAGCAGCCAUUUGAAGGCCCACCUGAGAAGACACACGGGGGAGAAACCAUUCGCCUGCACCUGGCCAGGCUGCGGCUGGAGGUUCUCCCGCUCAGACGAGCUGUCACGCCACCGCCGUUCUCACUCCGGAGUAAAGCCAUACCAGUGUCCUGUCUGUGAGAAGAAAUUUGCCCGCAGUGAUCACCUGUCCAAACACAUCAAAGUCCAUCGUUUUCCACGAAACAGCAGAACAGCACGCUCCUCCCACUGACCCCACAUAACCCCCAGCAGAGAGCGAGAGAGGGAGAGAAUACACGCCGAGUGGUAUAAGUACAGUAUAAGAGAGUGAAUAUGUAAGAGAGUGACCAAGUGAGAAAUUACAGAGACAACAAAACAGUAGAUACAAACAGGAAGUAGAGUAUGAGAGUUGUGUGAACUAGUGAAAAAGCUCGUGUGCACAAGAGUGCAACAAAAGGAAAUUCUCAAUUGUGGUACUGUGAUAAUUUAUUGGGUGAAGAGGAGAAUGAGCUAAACCUGUUACUUGACCCAGCGUCUUCAGUGAUGUCCUCGACCUUUUGUAGAGUGUAUUUUUGUAGGUUAUUUUGUGAUAGUUUUUUAUUCACAUUUUAUGAACAAAUGGUGCAUUAUAUUUUAUGCAAAGUAUUUUUUGUACUUUAAGGUGUGAACUAUUGUUGAUAUCUAAUGCAUCAACAUUCCUUAGCUAUUAAUAUUAUUAUAAUGUGUUCUUCUGUUGUCAAGGUGAGUCUAAGAAAGGUUUGUCAAAACCAAAAACCUGGGGUUCGUAUGAACUACAGAGGAUAACGGUCAGGACCGUGCUGUUCUAAGCUAUUAGCAAACAUGGAACUAUUUCAUCCAUCUUUGUUGCUUGUAAACUGUGAUAAGCUUCAGAAAUAAGGGGAGGUAAACAGGGCUGGAAAGGAAAUAUGACACAGCACAGAGUCAUAUACAGUGAAAGGAGAUGACACAGCACAGAGUCAUAUACAGUGAAAGGAGAUGAUAGAGUCAUAUACAGUGAAAGGAGAUGACAGCAGUCAUAUACAGUGAAAGGAGAUGACAGAGCACAGAGUCAUAUACAGUGAAAGGAGAUGAUAGAGUCAUAUACAGUGAAAGGAGAUGACAGCAGUCAUAUACAGUGAAAGGAGAUGACAGAGCACAGAGUCAUAUACAGUGAAAGGAGAUGACACAGCACAGAGUCAUAUACAGUGAAAGGAGAUGAUAGAGUCAUAUACAGUGAAAGGAGAUGACAGCAGUCAUAUACAGUGAAAGGAGAUGACAGAGCACAGAGUCAUAUACAGUGAAAGGAGAUGACAGAGCACAGAGUCAGAUACAGUGAAAGGAGAUGAUAGAGCCAUAUUCAGUGAAAGGAGAUGACAGAGCACAGAGUCAGAUACAGUGAAAGGCAAACAUGCACAGUCAUCAUUUGUCUGGUGGUAAAUAUGUGAACUGACUUGCUUUAUCACCAGUGUUGAAGUUUUAUUUUUAACAAUAGUUCAGUUUUCACAGCUGUUUAUUUUCUUUGUGUGUGUAUUUCACCUGAAAACAAAGCUAUAAGAAAUCUAAAUGUGACAAAUUGAGAUCUGUUGAGUCUUUCUGUCAGGUACAUGUUGCUGGACAGUUCAGAUGAUAUAAAGUGUUGCAGAACAUUUGUAGUAGGAAAAUGGUGUUUGUCUUGUUCAAAAAGAAAUGGACGAGGCAGCAGUCUGCUUGGCCAAUCUCAUUAUCCUCUUUAUAGUGAAAGCCUAUGCAUUGUUAAUCACUGCUUACGUAAGUGUCUGAGCAUCCUUGCACUUGGAAAUAUUCACUGUCCAUGAUAGAAAAAUGUUUGUUCGCCCCACCAACACUCACCGCAGUAUUAAAGAAGAUACUGGAAUGCUGACUCACCCGUGAAGUGGGAAUGUCAUAGUCAUACUGUGAUGUGUCGUGGUGACAAACACGGACAGCAGCAACAGCAAGUGUAAAGUGCUACUCUGUUCAGACUGGAAACUCCAUAAUCGAGCAGUGGAGCUCUGUGCCCUUGACAAAUGUAGUUUGGGACACACCUGGAGAGUUCAGCCAAAGCAUAAUGGGAACUCCAUUCAUGGUCACAGCUGGACUAAUGAUAUGAUAUGCUGAGUGUAUUGGCGUAUGGGGAAUGUGUGGAAUGACCAGUGGAUGCUGCUGACAUGUUUUCUUUGAACACACCCAUGUUUCACACAGACUUACAGUUGCAGCUUGAGGAAACAUUCUGUGGAAAAUAUUACAGCCGCUUUGGAAAUGUUGCCUGUUUGCCAAAAUAAACCCCAAGACAGAACCAGAGUUUCAAUUAAGGGUUCACCAGACAAUUGGUGUUUGUUCUGUGCAAAUCUGUGCACUAGUGCUAGCCACUAAGCUUUUAUAACAAAUGAUAUAUAGCAGGAAAUCUGUCAUGUAGACAGCUGGAGGGAGGCACCAUACCUGUGUGUCUGCCACCAUCUGGUCACAACCUGUCAGGAGCAGAUACACAAGCUCACGUCCUGCAAAAAGGGAUCAUAGAGAGCCAAGCAAAACAAAUAACUGAUGAGUGUGGUGAGGUGUGGUCCUGCCAUCAUGACAUGUAGGCAGACAGGACCUCCCGAGACAGGACUGCUGUCUGUGCUGACUCCAGACUCCCGUCCCGUUGUGUGCUAACUGUGAGGUCUGACUUUAUGUAUGUGGGAGGAUGAUGAAUGUUUAAGCUUCUAAACCACAGCUGACCUCCCCCCAAAAAACCCAGCAGAUGAAAAUGUUCCUUUUUUGAAAUAGCUCAGUUAGAGCUUCAUCUCGACCAUCAGCCUCCUCAUUUCCGCUUUGUUCCUGAUAGGCGAUGAACUGUAGGCAAUGCCCUGACGCAGACGCAUUCCUCAUCCCCAUGAAAUGAUAUCUUAAUAUCAUCAUUUGUGGCCACCAAUGAAUGUAUGGAAAUAUACAGACACUGUACAUAAUGGAUUUUCAUCAGAAAAGGGACAGGUAUCAUUCUGUACAUUUCCCCAUAUACAAUGUAAAAAUAGUGUACAUAAUAGCAAUUUAAUAUGUAUAUUAUAUUUUUUUCUCUCUCUUUUUCUCUUGUUCUU
Molecule: messenger RNA, 4391 nt
Organism: Electrophorus electricus (electric eel)
Lineage: Eukaryota; Metazoa; Chordata; Actinopteri; Gymnotiformes; Gymnotidae
Gene: klf15
Product: Kruppel like factor 15
Biological process (GO): regulation of transcription by RNA polymerase II
Molecular function (GO): DNA-binding transcription factor activity, RNA polymerase II-specific; RNA polymerase II cis-regulatory region sequence-specific DNA binding
Source: RefSeq, a predicted model, not a curated record